AUGAAUAUGAAUGCCAAAAAUAUCCGUUGGGUAGAACCACCUGCCACAAUUAUAGAUGAAACUAUCAUGAAUUCCCUGGUUCCGGAGGCAGACUUUCCUGUAAAACCUAUAUUGAAACUACCGAGAAAUACACCAUUUCCAUUUGCAUCUGAAGACGACAACAAAGAACUGGAAGAUCAAGAAGAUCUCAACAAGACAAAGCAGAUUUCAAAUCUACUACGUAAUCAUUUUAUUUGCAUCAUGAAAAGUAUUUUUGGGUUAAUAAAAAUGUUAAUUAAUAAUCAAAUAAUAACAGGGUUUACGAACUUUCUUAUAUCCGCUAUUGCAUUUAUAUCCAUUACAGCGCUCAGGAUUAUUGCAGCUGUGGGUAGAUUCUUAAUAGAUUUUGAUUUUUCAUUGUUUUUUGAAAGCUGUCUGUUUCUACUAGAAGAGCAUGAGUUAUAUUUCACCACUGAUCUAAGCCACCAACAUCCAAAUCGCAAAUCCAACAAAAGGCGUGUCACUACAACAGCCGGCACAUAA
Molecule: messenger RNA, 522 nt
Organism: Candida albicans SC5314
Lineage: Eukaryota; Fungi; Ascomycota; Pichiomycetes; Serinales; Debaryomycetaceae
Exons: 1
Coding region: 1-522 (173 amino acids)
Source: RefSeq, a predicted model, not a curated record